AUGGUCCAAAAGGAACAUAAGGUACAAAAAGUGCUGGUGCUUCACGGACACGGACAGUCCGAAGAUAUCAUCUGGCCAAAGAUCCGACAUGUGAGAAAUAUCUUUCGCAUGCUGUCCGAUGAAAUCGACUUCGAGUUUGAGUGUCUAUCUGGAGUCCUACCAGCAUAUCCUGAUCAGAGCGAUACUGGCCAGCAGAGGGUGUGGGGACACGGGGAGCCUGAAAAGGACCGUAUCAAAGGCCUUGAGGAAUCAAUUGCGCAUAUCUUGGAUACUCUGGACACGCAUGGACCUUUCUGCGGUGUCCUCGGAUUUUCCUCCGGUGCCGCUAUGUCUGCGAUUCUCGUAUCCCUACUGGAGAAACGGAAAGCCGUUUGUGGCAUUCCUUGGAAACAGACGCGUCACCCGCCAUUACUGUUUGCAAUAUGCCUGAGCGGCUUUAUGCUCGAGAAUAGCUGCUACCAGGCGAUAUACGACCCCAAGAUCAGCACGCCAGUCUUUCACGCAAUCGGUAUAUGGGACGCCACUGUUUCGCCAGCACAAACAAUACGGCUGGCACGCCAGUGCACGUUUCCGACGAUAUUUGAAUUUGAAGGUGGCCAUUACGUACCCCAGGCCAAGGAAUACGCAGAGCUUAAGAGAUCGCUUUUGGUUUUUCUACAGGAUAUACCUGAAUUCUCUCUACGCAUUGAGUAUUCAAAAUCGCCAGUCAGUGCAGUCAGCGAGAGCACUCUGAAACCAAUUACUACAGUGAAGAGCAAAAGCCGAGAGGGGAUGUUGAGAUGGCUCUGA
This is a messenger RNA of Penicillium verhagenii, 789 nucleotides long. RefSeq lists its product as uncharacterized. The coding region runs from base 1 to 789 and encodes 262 amino acids. The record is from RefSeq and is a predicted model, not a curated record. Gene Ontology annotation, cellular component: cytoplasm; nucleus. The transcript is spliced from 3 exons. Lineage: Eukaryota; Fungi; Ascomycota; Eurotiomycetes; Eurotiales; Aspergillaceae.